Dermacentor silvarum is the source of this 2413-nucleotide messenger RNA. Its product is annotated as arylsulfatase B-like. The coding region runs from base 324 to 1976 and encodes 550 amino acids. The transcript has 10 exons. Lineage: Eukaryota; Metazoa; Arthropoda; Arachnida; Ixodida; Ixodidae. The record is from RefSeq and is a predicted model, not a curated record.
AAAAAAGCAAAACGCGAUUUCAUGCCUGAUCUUUCAAGUCAAGUGUCACUGGACGAUAGCGGCGCAGUACAGACACAAAGAGCAUAACAGAAAAAAAUGACACAUAACUGUCGAUCUGUUGUGGUGUACAGAAGAUUAGAUAACUGAGUAAGGUAUGUAUACUAAGGCUACUGGCACCGGUGAGUGCAGAGACUGCAAAGGAUUGAGCUCGUGAACUACAUGGGUCACGACAACUGGUCUCACAACCUUUCCGCCUCCAAUAACAGGCAGUUCUUAAAAAGUUGUUGGCUUUCAUAAGAUUUACAUACAAGCUAACGUAGGAAAUGUUCCUGCAGAAGCCACAGCCUCACCAUCACGCUGUGAUCCGCAGAACGUUUUCGACAGUACUUACUCACGUAUUAUUAUGUGCGGAGUUUUUGCCUGCGGUGUGCUCGCCUCGGCCACACAUUGUCUUCAUGCUGGCGGACGACAUGGGCUGGAACGACGUCAGCUUCCAUGGCUCAAACCAAAUUUCAACGCCCAACCUCGAUGUCCUUGCUUCAGAGGGUAUCAUUCUUCACAACUAUUACACCAUGCAACUGUGCACUCCUUCAAGGGCCGCGCUACUUUCUGGAUUGUAUCCAAUCAGAACAGGAAUGCAAUCGGGCAUCAUCGGAAACUCAGAGCCAUGGGGACUUCCACUCAAUUUGAAGCUUAUCCCUGAACAUUUCAAAGACUUGGGCUACGAAGUACAUAUGAUCGGCAAAUGGCACGUUGGUUUCUUUAAAACAGACUAUACGCCUUUGAGACGUGGUUUUGACAGUUUCUACGGUUAUUACACCGGCAAAGCGGACUACUACGACCAUACGUCUGGCGGCUUGGAACACGUCGGUCUCGACCUGAGGGACAACGAGACACCGGAGUGGGGAGAAAACGGAACUUACGCUACUCACUUGUUUACCGAGAAGUUUAUUUCGCUACUUGAGAAACACGACAAAUCUAAGCCAUUUUUUGGAUAUUUCAGCCACAUAGCCCCACACAUAGCCUUCAAUGAGGAUCCGUUUCAAGCGCCUGAAGAGAACGUGAAAAAAUUUUCUUACAUAGGUGACAAGGACAGGAGUCGCUACGCAGGCAUGGUAGACGCACUGGACGAGUCGGUGGGGGCCGUGGUGGACGCUCUCGAUAGAACCGGCAUGCUGAAUGACACCAUCAUCGUGUUCAGCUCGGACAAUGGCGCCGCUCUCUUCGGUGAAGAUUUAAACGGCGGCAGCUGCUGGCCCCUACGUGGAUACAAAGGCACUCUCUGGGAAGGCGGGUUACGCGCCCCGGCAUUUGUCUGGAGCGCGCGGCUCAAGAAGCAGCGUCGGGUUUCACGUCAAAUGAUGCACAUCGUCGAUUGGUUGCCUACGCUUUACUCAGCCGCAGGUGGGCGCGUGUCGCACCUGGGCCCAACGGAUGGCGUCGACAUGUGGCAUGCGUUGUCGGAAGGCACCACCUCGCCACGCCAAGAGAUACUGCACAAUAUAGACCCGGUGUCUGCUGCCAUGGCGCUGAGAGUGGGCCGCUACAAGCUAUUGACUCAGGCACCCAGAAACAACAGCAAGAACAAGAGCAACCGCUACCCGGCAAAAGGCACGGAUCUACCACUGGACGACUUGGUGCGAUUACGCGCCAGUUCAAGGACGGCAAAAGUUCUCAGGCCAAUGUACGGGCCCCUCCGCCAUGAAACUGACAAGAACUGGACGCGGGAUGCGACAGUGUACUGCGGGCCUGUUGCCAGCAUAAGCCCACCGAGGAAGGCUCCCUACCUGUUCGACGUAGAGCGGGACCCCUGCGAGACGCGCAACCUGGCCGCAUCGCACAAAAAGGUGCUGCGCUCUCUCUACAAGAAGCUGAGCUCCUACAUGUCGCAAAUGGUACCGCCCCGGACACAACCGGUGGACCCGCGUUCGUAUCCGGAGAACUUCGGUGGUGUCUGGUCUCCCUGGCUUGAUUAAAAACUCGGCCAACUAUGCGGAAAAAGUCCCGAUUUUACACGGAAUGAUAUGCUCGAAUGAUUCAUAGUCUGACAUGUGUAUUUCUUUAAUAAUAUCUUAUUAUACUCAUGAAAUACAGCCUCCCGCACAAGGGACGAAGACUAGUCGAGGCAAGAACACAGCAGAUAAACUUAAAUACCCCUGUAUUGUUGCACACGCGCUGACACGUUCCUUCAUUCAUCUAUGCCACCGUGUUGCAUGGCCGGUAUUUUGUAGCGGUGCGUUAUGCUUUAUUCUAUACUACUCUUAUCAUCCACCGCUCACGGCCGGCUAAUCCUGUUUAUAACGUGAGCGGACCGUCGUUCUGACCACUGACCAAGCGCGAAAAGUGCGAAAAGGCUUAGCAUCGGCAAGGCAUCGCUACAAAAUACCGGCCGAUUUCAGCGGUAUGCAAUACA